Messenger RNA from Gordionus sp. m RMFG-2023, 509 nucleotides. RefSeq names its product U6 snRNA-associated Sm-like protein LSm4. The record is from RefSeq and is a predicted model, not a curated record. Gene Ontology annotation, biological process: spliceosomal snRNP assembly; nuclear-transcribed mRNA catabolic process; mRNA splicing, via spliceosome. Lineage: Eukaryota; Metazoa; Nematomorpha; Gordioida; Chordodea; Parachordodidae. Gene Ontology annotation, cellular component: P-body; U6 snRNP; spliceosomal tri-snRNP complex. Gene Ontology annotation, molecular function: U6 snRNA binding. The transcript has 5 exons. The coding region runs from base 41 to 454 and encodes 137 amino acids.
CAUGCGGUAAGCUCAUUUUUAUACCUUCAUUCAUUUUAAAAUGCUUCCUUUAUCAUUACUUAAAGCUGUUCAAAACCACCCUAUGUUAGUGGAAUUAAAAAAUGGCGAAACAUAUAAUGGACAUUUAGUAAGCUGUGAUACAUGGAUGAAUAUUAUUUUAAGGGAAGUUAUUUGCACUUCUAAGGAAGGAGAUAGAUUUUGGAAGAUGUCUGAAUGCUACAUUAAAGGCAUUAAUAUAAAAUAUAUGAGAAUUCCUGAUGAAGUUAUUGACAUGGUUAAAGAGGAAACAGUCAGUGCUAACCCUAAACAAUUAACACGAUCAGGACCAAAAACAUUUGCUAGAGGUGGUGGCUUUAAAAACAAAGGAAGAGGUGGCCCACCUAAUGCCCAAAGAGGGGGUCAUAAUGCCCCUAGAGGUGGUCAAAAGAACACACAAUCUAGGCCUAAACAUUGAAUAUAUUUUCUAAAUAAUAUGUAAGAUUUGUAUUUAAAUAAAAUUUUUAAAAUUA